AUCUACGGACGUUCGUGAUCGGACUCCAGGGAAAGUUUGCCUGUUUGGUUUCUCUCCAUCCCUCGUUCUUCUCUGUCCCGUGCGGCGUCGGCAGAUCGUGGGCUCCGGCGACGGCGGUUGAAGGGCGACGGCUGCGGCAGGGCGUAGGAAACCCAAUUUUGUAUCUCAAAUCAAGAGUAGGUUCCUAUAAAUUCUGGAGAAAUGGAAAUGGGAGACAAGGCAGUCGGCCUUGUGUUGACCAUGACGAGUUUAUCCAUCUUUACCUACUACACUUUCUGGGUCAUAAUCUUGCCAUUUGUUGACGAUGACCAUUUUGUCCACCAAUACUUUCUGCCUCAAGAAUACGCCAUCUUCAUCCCUGUGUUUGCCGGUGUGGUGCUACUUUCGUUCCUAAGUAUAUUCAUCGGUCUUGUGAUGCUGAAGUCGAAGAAAAAGAAGGCUGCUUGAUGGAUUUGGUGACUCCCCUGCCGAUCCAGUGGAAUUUCUGGUGUACUUAUAGAACCUAGUAGACAGGUCUUGUGGAUGAUUGUAUUUCAUUAAAUUGCCUUCGCUUGUGAUCUAAGGCUUUCUCGUGACACUUAUGUCAUAAAUUAGAUCUAAUGGGCAUUUGCAUGUUCUUGGUAGUUUACUGAUGGCAAGGUGCAUGACAUUCCAAGAAUGAACAUUGGUCAAAUAUCAAGUGUUGUUACAUCAAUAUUUCUCGGAUUAUGUGUUUGAUCAAUGUAGUCGGCACUAACAUGUAUCA
This is a messenger RNA of Triticum dicoccoides, 745 nucleotides long. RefSeq names its product dolichol-phosphate mannose synthase subunit 2-like. The record is from RefSeq and is a predicted model, not a curated record. The coding region runs from base 202 to 447 and encodes 81 amino acids. Gene Ontology annotation, biological process: dolichol phosphate mannose biosynthetic process; GPI anchor biosynthetic process. Gene Ontology annotation, molecular function: enzyme regulator activity. The transcript is spliced from 3 exons. Gene Ontology annotation, cellular component: endoplasmic reticulum membrane; dolichol-phosphate-mannose synthase complex. NCBI's taxonomy places the organism in Eukaryota, Viridiplantae, Streptophyta, Magnoliopsida, Poales, Poaceae.